Messenger RNA from Syngnathus acus (greater pipefish), 4744 nucleotides. It is a transcript of the gene mst1ra, whose product is annotated as macrophage stimulating 1 receptor a. The transcript has 21 exons. Bases 177 to 4310 code for a protein of 1377 amino acids. Gene Ontology annotation, biological process: nervous system development; protein phosphorylation; multicellular organism development. Gene Ontology annotation, molecular function: transmembrane receptor protein tyrosine kinase activity; protein binding; ATP binding. Gene Ontology annotation, cellular component: signaling receptor complex; membrane. NCBI's taxonomy places the organism in Eukaryota, Metazoa, Chordata, Actinopteri, Syngnathiformes, Syngnathidae. The record is from RefSeq and is a predicted model, not a curated record.
CAUCCAGGUUUUAUUACCAUCACUACAGCCUGCUUGACACACUUAAAGUUGCGUGGCAGCUUGAACUCUGCUCGGACUACAGUACGUACAUUUACAGACUUCCUCUGUCAGAGCUCCACUCCUCAAGAAUGGCAUCAAAGUCCAAAGGGGCCUCUUCUACGUAGCCGCCACCGAACAUGAGGGGCCGUGCCGCAGAGAUGUUGGCAUGGGCGGCCACCCUGCUGACACUUUCCACGUGGAUACGAGCCGACAUUUCCCCAGGAGAGCGCACGUGCCCUACGGGUCCCCGCAGUCAGGUGGACUUCUCGGUCAAAUACACGGUGCCGCGUUUCCAAACAGAGCAUCCCAUACAGAACGUGGUGGCCAACCCACUCACUCCUGAGGUUUAUAUCGCCUCGCGGAACAUUGUAGAGGCGGUGAAUGACAAGCUGAGCAAAGUGUGGGAGGUGAAAACGGGGCCGAUUGGGAGUCCGGAGUGUCAAACCUGUCGCUUGUGUGACAUCCAAGUAGAUCCCAGCGAGCCGGUGGAUACGGAUAACGAGGUGCUGCUCUUGGAUGCGGCGGUGGCUAUCCUGCCCUACUUGUACGUAUGCGGCAGUACCCAACACGGCAUCUGUUUCUUCAUCGACGUUGAGCUCUUACCGCCAGAACCUCGGUGUUUAUACAAAAAAAAUAACAAUUCUCCCUCUUACUGUCCGGACUGUCUGGCCAGUCCGUUGGGCACCAAGGUCACUAUUGUAGAACAGGCGGCCACAUCGUACUUCUUCGUGGCGGCCUCUGUUAAUGACAAAGUGGUCCAGAAGUUCCCCCGUAGGUCGGUGUCUGUGGUGAGACCGCUCUCUACCGAAGAUGGAUUUCAAAUGGUGAUGGAAGGCCUGACGGUGCUGCCCCAUCUGAGGGACUCGUACGGCAUCGAUUACAUCUACAGCUUCUCCUCACGGGAGUUUGUGUAUUUCCUAUCCCUGCAGAGGGAGAACCCCUCCAAAGGCGAUUCGGCCUUUCAGACCCGACUAGGGCGGCUACCCGUGGAGACUCACGAGGUAUGGACGUACCGUGAGCUGGUUCUAGAGUGCAGAUAUGAGCCCAAGAGGCGGCGAAGGGAGCCGUACAGGGAUAUCGUAUACAAUGGACUCAUGGCGGCCCACUUUGGUCACGCGGGAAAGGAUCUGGCUCUGGAGCUUAGGGUGGACGAGACAGAGGACAUCCUCUAUGGUGUCUUUGCGCAGGUGAACCUGCAGGGAGAACCCCAAAAGAACUCAGCCCUGUGCGCCUUUUCUUUGAGCGACGUCAACAGCAAGAUUGACACAGGCGUGGAGGACUGCUGCAAAUCCGGACCAGAACAAUUAUCCAGAGGACUGUGUCACUUUCAGACGUGUGAGAACUGCCCGCAUGAGUCGGGCAACGCCACAUGCACAGACAGACCCACGCUGGUUUCCAAACCAUACUACCGAAUAGACCUCUUCAACCGUAAGAUGAGGGAUGUCCUCUUUACGUCCAUCCUGGUUACCAUCAGUGGGAAACAAACUCUUGGGCACUUUGGGACUUCAGAUGGAAGAAUCCUCCAGGUCAUUCUUACAAUUGACACGCCUUUUGUUUUUGCCAACUAUUCACUUGGAGAGAUGCCAAUAUCUAGGACAGCAACUGUCGUCAAUGAUGACUCGUUUCUUUUUGUGGCUGAAAAUCAGUUGUUCAGGGUGCCGAUCAUUGGACCAGGCUGCACGCAUUUCGUGACGUGCUCUAUGUGUUUGAUGUCUCCGCGCUUCAUGAACUGCGGCUGGUGCUCGGGAAUGUGCUCGAGGCAAGAUGAGUGCGCCUCGCUGUGGAAUAAGCAUUCUUGUGCGCCAGUCAUAACAGAGUUUUUCCCCAAAACGGCACCGGCUGGUGGGGAGACUGAGCUGACGCUUUGCGGGAGAGAGUUUCAAUCUCCUCAGAGACCGCCCAUCAACAACGGUGUCACCCACACAGUCACCGUGGGCUCAGGGACCUUGUGCGCUGUCCAGCCUGACAAAAGCAGGAGCCAAGUGCUCGUAUGCAAGCUGAAGGAAAAAGUGUCAAACCACAAUCUGACAAUAACUCUGGAAGUGCACGAGGGGAAGUCGAGGGGCGCGUACUCCAUCGAAGGCACCUCUCGGGUGUCUGGCUUCUCUGUUGUGGAGCCAAGCAUAAUUCAAAUCAGACCCGAGCAUGGCCCUGUUUUUGGCGGUACGCUUGUCACACUGACAGGCCGAAACCUUGAUUCCGGUAUGCGGAGGGAAGCUUUCAUCGCAGACAAAAUGUGUCACAUUCAAGAUGUUCCUCUGGAAGAGAGCGGGACAUUGUCUUCAAUUGUGUGCCUCACAGCGGCUGCCACAAAUAUUGGCCACGUUCCUGUCAAAGUAGUCAUCGACAACUUUGAGGUCACUACCGCUAAGAAGUUUAUCUACAAGAAAAACCCUGUUGUGACGUCGGUGUAUCCUCGUUGCAGUUUCAGCAGUGGCUCCAAGUUAGUGAUUACGGGUCAGAAUCUUGACUCUGCACACAAAACUGUGCUUCAGUACACUUCCAAAAACUCCCCUUUGGAACCCCACAAACUGGAAUGUAACGGUACAGGGAACGCUACCCACAUGACGUGCCAGGCUCCCACUUUUCCGUUCGAUGUGUCGGAAGACACAUCAGACACAGGGGAGCUUUCCAUUCACAUGGACGGCAUGGAAAUGUGGAGGAGACGCUUCAACUACCACCCCGACGCCGAAGUCAUCCCGUUUGAACACGAAGACAACGUAUUGGUCCUCACACCGGGACAGACCGAAGUUUCGCUGCACCACGACAAACUGAACGUGGUGGACCAGUGCAUGAAGAUCACCAUGGCAAUCGGGGACAUGGACUGUAACGUCCAGGUUCUGAUGAAUGAGCUGACCUGCAGGAUUCCUAAGACCCAAGUGAUCCCCAUCGAGGGAUUGCCUGUCAGAGUCUCAGUGAACGGCGAACCCCACAACGUGGGCACUGUCCGCUAUGAGGACGACAAUGCCGAUUCGGUCAUCGCGGCCAUCGUGCUGGGUGUAAUCUUCGCCUUGGUGGCGGGUGCCGGAAUCACACUCGUUAUGAUUCAUCUGAGAAAAAAGAAGCGAGCUAUCAUCGAGAAUCGUUUAAGCACCAGGGUUUCCAUAAGCCGGAUGGGCAGCCACGGGGAAAUGUCCCCGACAGGCGACUACAGGCAGGUGGAUUCCAACCAAACGUCCGGGGGUGGAAUGGCCUUUCAAGGUCCGCUGUACGCCGCCAGCUAUGACCACCUCGCUGUUCCGCUGAUUCCGCGAUCCAGCGUCUCAAUGAUCAGCCUCAGCUCCGACCUGCUGGACGAGGUCAAGGAUGUCCUUAUCCCUGCUGAGAUGCUCAGGAUCGAAGAUAGCCAAAGCAUUGGCAAAGGUCACUUUGGAACUGUGUAUCAUGGCUAUCUGAAGGACAGCAAUAAUCAAGAGAUCCAUUGUGCUGUUAAAUCACUAAAUCGAAUCACCGAUCUAAAGGAAGUGGAUCAAUUUCUCAGAGAGGGAAUCAUCAUGAAGGGCUUUCACCAUCCCAACAUUCUGUCUCUGCUUGGCAUCACGUUACCCAAAGAAGGGCUCCCCCUGGUGGUGCUGCCGUACAUGAAACAUGGCGACGUUCGGCAUUUUAUUCGCUCCCCACAGAGGAAUCCAACCGUUAAAGACCUCAUAGGCUUUGGACUGCAGGUUGCCAAGGGGAUGCAGUAUUUAGCGCAGAAGAAAUUUGUGCACAGAGACCUGGCUGCACGGAACUGCAUGCUGGAUGAGACCUUCACCGUCAAGGUGGCAGACUUCGGCAUGGCGCGUGACAUUUACGACAAGGAGUACUACAGUAUUCAAGACUGCAAGACGGCAAAGUUACCGGUCAAGUGGAUGGCCAUCGAGAGCUUGCAGACACAGAAGUUCACCACCAAAUCGGAUGUGUGGUCCUAUGGCGUGUUGAUGUGGGAGCUGCUGACCAGAGGAGCUAGUCCAUACCCAGAAGUGGACCCCUAUGACAUCACACACUAUUUACUAAGGGGCCGCCGGCUACCUCAGCCCCAGUAUUGCCCUAAUGCUCUUUAUUCCAUCAUGCUGGCAUGUUGGGACCCGGAGCCCGAAUGUAGGCCCACGUUCCACAGCUUGGUCGGGGACGUGCAGCACAUCCUGUCCUGUCUCACGGGAGAGCACUACAUCAACCUGAAGGUCAACUAUGUCAACUUAGACCAGGCCAGGGCUUACCCCCCACUGACUGCAUCUGCCGACGAGGCCGAGGGCUCGGAGUCGGAUACGAGCGGUCAAGAUGGCAGCUAAGGACCUUUAAAACUGAUAAGAACACACAAUACAGCGCUCCGGGAUUACAAAGAGACUUAUCGGGAGUUUGUUUAUUUAUCAUGUGUUAUCGAGAUUAAAAGACACUGUAUGUGCUAAGGACUUAGACUGGAUUUACACUGUAUGAUUUAAAUUAGUAGUUAAAAUAAUGGCCUCCUCUCAAUUUGACUUAACCUUUGACCUUUUAUUCUUUUAUGACCUUUUAUUCUUCUGUAUGAAUGACAAUUUUACCUUCUGCCGUCCAGUGGAAGAGCAUUGAAUUAUUCUGCCUGUCAUUACAAAAAAAACAUAGAUUUAAAUCAAAUUGGAAUAAGCCUCUUAGACAUGCAGUAUAAAUCCAGCAAAUGAUUUGUGAGACUGUGAAAGUUCCACAUCCUGUUACAACAAAGGGUCUUGAGACAAAAUAGAGCUUGAAA